AUGGGAAAAAGAGGCGCAAAUGGAAAUUCUGGAGGACAGAAGAAGAAGUUCAAACUAGCGACUGGUAUAAUUGAACCAGGUCAAUAUGGCGUUUUGGCCACAUGUCAGAGAGGGAAAGAAUUGGGAUGUGCCAAGGAGCUGAGAAUACUUUUCGGAGAUAAUAUCGAGAAAUAUUUCGAUAUGUCGGAGAACAAGGAAGACGUCGAAGACAAGGAGGAAGCCUCUGAGGAACUCUCGGUGGAAGACGCUAUCAAGAAAGAGCUGAGCGAUAUUUCCACUCCAAAAACUGACAACAAGUCCAAAGAAAUUGUCAAGAGUAUAGAUCUUGGUUGUGACUGUCUGGUAUUUAUUAAAACAAGACGUCCCAUAAUACCCUCAGUGCUGGUGCAAAGACUAUGCAGAGACUCUUUGGACUCCAAGACCAAGAGCACCAGAUUCACAUUGCGUCUCACUCCAAUCGAUGAUUCGUGCACUCCUACAGAAGAAGAGCUACAGAAAAUGGCUCUUUCGCUGAUAGCACCCGUUUUUCACGGAGCCGAGGGAGAACAGAAACCGUACAAGUUUGCUGUGAGCGUGACCAAGCGGAACUUCAAUUCUUUGGACCAACCCACCAUCACCAGAAUCGUUGCUAAGAUCGUUGGAAACGAUAGAGGCCAUUCGGUUGAUCUCAAGAAUCCAGACAAACUCAUUCUGGUUUCUGGCUACAAGAGCAACAUUGGUAUGGCCAUUGUUGAUGGAAAGGAGUACGAGGAGUUGUGCAGAUUCAACCUUCAACAGAUCUUUGAAAAGUCCCAAGAAUAA
Kuraishia capsulata CBS 1993 is the source of this 801-nucleotide messenger RNA. RefSeq lists its product as uncharacterized. NCBI's taxonomy places the organism in Eukaryota, Fungi, Ascomycota, Pichiomycetes, Pichiales, Pichiaceae. Gene Ontology annotation, biological process: tRNA modification. The record is from RefSeq and is a predicted model, not a curated record. The transcript is spliced from 2 exons. Gene Ontology annotation, molecular function: RNA binding. Bases 1 to 801 code for a protein of 266 amino acids.